Rodentolepis nana is the source of this 783-nucleotide messenger RNA. NCBI's taxonomy places the organism in Eukaryota, Metazoa, Platyhelminthes, Cestoda, Cyclophyllidea, Hymenolepididae. The record is from the annotation of a GenBank genome assembly.
AUGAGAAGUGCCGUGGUUCUUUACUCUGAAACUAAAGAAGAGAUGAUGAAGAAAAUAAUGCUAAUAGUCGAAGAACAAACUGCUAAAUCUGACUCCGAAACAUCAAGAAUUCGUAAUAUAAAGGACCGAUUGGACGAGACUUUCGGUCCGAACUGGAAUAUUUUCAUGGCCGAUUGUCGAUGCUGGUCGUUGAAGACCUACAAACAGGGCACAAAUGUUGUCUUUGAGUAUAAUAAUGUGAAAAUGACUUUUGAAGAACCUGAUGCUGAUCUCUUAGUGCAUUUAUUUGAUGAAAUUAACGAGUCUGAGUCCCGCCUACCCACUGAGGAAUACUAUCAUCAUCUUCUAAAAUGGGGUAUUUCAAGGGACAAAGCAAGGAACUAUGUUGCUAUGUUCGAUCCCAAGGGUACUGGCUUUGUGAGACGAGACGAUGUUUGUAACGCCUUACACUUCUUCCCAAGCGAACCCGGAUUUCUGGCAGAUGUGGAUGUUCUUUCGAGUGAUAUGUCUCAGCGAAAACGGGAAUCAGUUAUUAAAAUAAUUAUCUCCACUCUCGCCAUGAAGAAGCCAAAGAAGGAUAGGCUUCGAAUUAUCAAGCAGAAAUUGGACUCUCUCUAUGGUGUUGGUUGGAACGUUUACAUCGCUGAAGGUCGUUAUUGGGCUGUGUGCUCCCACAAACCAGGAUCCAAUUUAACAUUUUUGCAUAAUGGAAUUGUGUAUGGCGUUUUCCAAACACCUUCCGAAGCUGAUUUCCCGGAUGGUGGGCAUCAGCAUCGUCGUUAG